ACCAAGCGCUAGAUUUAGACGACAUAGGCCCGGAUAGUGGAGGAUCGAGUGGAGGCGUGAUCGCCGCGUCAUGCCUCCAUACAGGGCAAUGCUCAGAGUACAGCUCCUGGGGAAAGUCGCAGAGGCGCAAAGAUAGUUGCGUUGAUAAAAAAUAGCUAAACGCACCAUGUUGGAAUUCGAUCCUGUACGAGUUGUUUCCCUUGUGCGACACUUGACCUUUGCUCUUUGACCUGUUGCAACACGACCUGAAACCCAAACACAGCAAUACACGGUCUAUGAACAGCAUUGAGACUGACGAUUACACUGUAAACUUUGAUUUCCCCUGAAAGGUAAUAAUGGAUGCAGAAAGAGAUUUGGUUACCAUGGCAACGGAGGCAUUGCAAGCUCACACCCGAUUGACUUACAAGUUACCUAGAACAUCCAAAGUCCGCGAAAAAGCUUGCGAGACCUUAGACAAUCUGAGAAGCAUCAAGGCUGAACUGGAUGGUUCAAAUGUGGACUUUGACCCCCCACAAAUCAAGCGUGACAAAUUAACAGAAUUUCGCCAGCUAACACUAAUGCAUAUCCCCUCAUCUGUGACGGAGGAGGUCCAGGUCAAAUUCAACAAUUUUGUCACGCAUGCAUUUAAAGGUGCUUGUCGCAAGGUGUUGAGUGUGACCCUAGUUACCUGCCCUUGGUAUCAAGUUACACAACAGGAAAGGGGAGAGAGGGCACGACAUAAUGUGAUAUUUAUUGUGUACCUGUCCCACGACCUCCAAUAUAUGGCACCGACCAAUUAUCACGACCAAGAGAAAGCUUUUGUCAUAGAUGAGGGCUGGUUGUACGCCGUGGAACUCUACCAUUUCCUUCACUUCCUGUCACGAGGAAGGACACGAUGUAUAGAGGUUCUGUUUGCCCCGAAAUCUGCUGUUUUAUACGAGGAUGAGGCAUGGAAAGAUCUACGACAGCAGAUGGAUUAUAAAGAUUUGUUGAGUUUGCAGGGGUCUGUGUGUUCCUGCCAAGGACAGUGUACAGGGAACAUUGGAAAGAAAACGUCUAAAAAAGGACCUUUCAGACUAAGGGAAACGGCAACAUUCCGGGACUUCUGUAAUAGUUUUAGGUUGAUUCAUCAUCUCUUCAAUUUGGUGUCUGGAUUACCUCCCCUGACUGACGUAUUUGCUGUAGAAGAUUUACCAGCGUUGGCCAAAGAAGGUGCUGAAAUGCUUCAAAGACUGUACAAGGAUCAGGAUACGUCAAAACGAGACAUUUUCAACAUUGUCAUGAAAUGGAAUGAGGAGGUCAAAGGUCAACUAUCUAAAUUGAAGUAUACAAAUGUAAACAAGAUUGAGGCGAUCAUCCAGAAAUGGCAGUUCGCUGUUCGCCUGGAGGGUCGAACACUUGUACAGCAAGCCCUCCCUGAUGAUCACAGUGGCCUGUUGUCCAUAAUGGAGAGAAUCGGCGGACCAGUGGGAAAGUUGGAGCCAAGCCAGAUCCUGCUGGUGGCCAGAGCAGGGAGCCACAUGUAUGGGCUGGCCACGCCGGAGAGUGAUAUUGAUUACGUAGUCAUUUACGCUGAGAAAACAGAGGCCGUGCUCGGAACAUGUAAGGCACUGAAGGACAGUUUUGAGAAUCGCGGUCCCACCAAGGACUUUGAGUAUGGGGCGUACGAGGCCAAGGUGUUUAGUGAGAUGGUGCUAAAGGGAAGUGUGGUGAUACUGGAGCUGGUGUUUGCUGAAGGCCAUGAAUACACUAGCCCACUAUGGAAGACUUUGAUUGAGAAGAAGAAAGCUUUCCUGACUGAGAUAGGUAUCCAGCAAUUCCUUGGUUUGAUCAAAAACAACUUCCAUCUGUUAGACCAGGAAAAACACAGAGGCACCCCAAGAGACCGAAAACUGUUUUACCAGAUAUUUCACAAGAUGGACAGCAUCCGGUACAUGAUGCAGGGGGACAUUCCGCCGAUACGCUGUUCUGGUGAGGUGAAGGACUAUAUCAUGAGGAUACGUACUCAGCCACUCAACGGAGAUUUGGACAGAGACGUGUUGAACCAAACAGCUCACCAGAAAUUUCACGAGCUACAGUUGGAGCUUGGAGCUCGUGUAGAACGUCUCAAGGAAAACAUGGACUAUGCGUUGGUUUCCGAUUGGCUGCUGUCAGUGCGCGGUUUUGAGGAUAGGAGGUAGUAGUGAUUGGUUCGGCUUGAUUUAGAGACAGUUGAAGAUUCCAACAUGACCAGAUCAAAGUUUUCCUGUCGAUUUUACCAUUAAGACAACCAUUGUAUUAAGAUCUUUUUUUUACCUUGUACAAAAAACUUACUUUUUAGAAAUGUUUUUUACAUACAAGAUAAUUUCUUGUUUUAAUAAGGAAAGUUUCUCUUAAUAAGUUUUAGACCAUGUAAAGUAUGAAUAUUUUGUUACGAUUUGAAGACCUCAAUCAAAAUAAAAAAUAAUUUCUCAUUUUCUCCUUUAAAAACACAAUAUAGCACAUGUAACACAAUAACCUAGCUGGUCUAACAGCCUUUCGUAAUUAUCAUACACCCUGAUGCCCAAGUUUCCUCUGGCCCUGACACCAGACAGACAUUUUGACAGAUAGAUACUUGUACCAGACAUCUAUCUGUCAAAAUGUCAAAGUCUGGUGUCAGGGCCAGCGGAAACUCGGGCUAACUUCCCCGGUGUUACUGUCGAUGAAUAAUUUCAUUCAGAGAUAUUCUGAAAUAAACAGAAUAUGAAAUAUUGAUUUAAAAAGCAAGAUAACUUACAUAUAUAUUGACACAUGUGUUUCAAGUAAAAAUCAAUAUACAAAUCUCCAAGUCGCAUAACUUUCGCUGUGAUAUCCUGAACACAAGUAUCACGUUUCGUAAUCUUGCAGGGUGUCUGGACACUUCUCACAUACGUGAUAAUGUCCCGCCCGGCCAAGAUGUAUGGUCGCUGUACCCGCUAGCUUUCCCUUAAGCACCAAAAAUAUACAAGUAAUUAAAUAUAUAACACUGGACUGAUAUAUAUAUUUUUUUUAUAUAUAUAUGUAAAUAUAUCAGAGUUUUGAAACUCCUGAUUGCUUGACAGCGAGAAGAAAUUUUGUAAAAUUCUCAAAUUAAUGUUCACCUGCUGUGUGUUUAAAUUGACAUAGUUGUUUGUCAAUGGUUUGCCGAAUUGUGGACAAUUUCAGCAAGGCAUUUUGUUAUCCAUAUGAAGAAUAUGUUGCUAAUGUCUUGAUCUCUGGACAUUUCCCUACACCAUCUUGGAGAUUUCCCUACACCAUCUCGGACAUUUCCCUACACCAUAUCUCGGACAUUUCCCUACACCAUCUCGGAGAUUUCCCUACACCAUAUCUCAGACAUUUCCCUACACCAUCUCGGAGAUUUCCCUACACCAUAUCUCGGAGAUUUCCCUACAUCAUCUCGGAGAUUUUCCUACACCAUCUCGGACAUUUCCCUACACCAUCUCGGAGAUUUUCCUACACCAUCUCGGACAUUUCCCUACACCAUCUUGGAGAUUUCCCUACACCGUCUCGGAGAUUUCCCUACACCAUAUCUCGGAGAUUUCCCUACACCAUCUCGGAGAUUUCCCUACACCAUCUCGGACAUUUUCCUACACCAUCUCGGAGAUUUCCCUACACCAUCUCGGAGAUUUCCCUACACCAUCUCGAACCAUAACAACUCAAUGCAUUAAAAUGUUUCGGAGGGUACGUGACAUCCUUGCACUGUGUGACCUUCGACCCAAAGUUUGUCCUUUCCCUAACUGUUGUAAAAGACUAGGACAUUUAUCAGAGUUAUCACUUUUCAUCUCCUGUUGGCAUAGUAACUAGGUACUGGUGGCUGUCUUAUCUGUCUUCCCCAUGAGGGGUGCUACCCCCUCCCCCGUAAAAAAUA
Mizuhopecten yessoensis (Yesso scallop) is the source of this 3844-nucleotide messenger RNA. RefSeq lists its product as uncharacterized. Bases 336 to 2159 code for a protein of 607 amino acids. Lineage: Eukaryota; Metazoa; Mollusca; Bivalvia; Pectinida; Pectinidae. The record is from RefSeq and is a predicted model, not a curated record. The transcript has 15 exons.